Molecule: messenger RNA, 1276 nt
Organism: Aspergillus ibericus CBS 121593
Lineage: Eukaryota; Fungi; Ascomycota; Eurotiomycetes; Eurotiales; Aspergillaceae
Product: COP9 signalosome subunit 7
Exons: 2
Coding region: 156-1148 (330 amino acids)
Cellular component (GO): COP9 signalosome
Source: RefSeq, a predicted model, not a curated record
CUCCCCCACUCUAUACCACAACCAGAUGGAGCUCCUAUCACCACGAUCCGCGCAGUGAUACAUUAACUCUAUCUCUAUCGCAAGCCACCAAACCAACCUAAACACUCCCAAACAACCCACCAACCAAUCACUUCCACAUCCCCCUCACAACCACAAUGGACCAAAUACACACCCGGGCCCUGGAAGCCCUCCAACCAUUCAUCCACCUCGCCAACUCCAACAGCGCGACCUCCCCCCGCUUCGUCGCCAACAUCAUCACCAACGCGACCUCCAACCCCAACACCUACGUAUUCGCCGAGCUCCUCACGACCCCAACCAUCCAAUCUCUCCGGUCCCCGGAUACUCCCGCCGAAUACGCCGGCUACCUGACUCUACUUGAGAUCUUCGCCUGGGGCACAUGGCAAGACUAUCAAUCAACCCCCAACCUCCCCCCCCUCAACGAAUCCCAAACGCUGAAACUCCGCCUCCUAUCCCUCCUCACCCUCUCCACAACCACCAAACCCCUCACCUACACCUCCCUCAUGACCUCCCUCUCCAUCACCGCCCCCUCGGACCUCGAAUCCCUCGUCACAAAAGCCAUCUACGCCUCGCUGAUCACCGCCCGUCUCUCCCCCGCCUCUAACCCCCCCACCGUAAACGUCACGGCCGUGGCGCCCCUCCGGGACGUAAAGCCCGAAUCGCUGGACAAGAUGAUCCGGAUUUUAACGCAGUGGGAGACGCGGUGCGGGGAUGUCAUCGGGGAUAUUGAGACGGAGAUUAAGCGGAUUAAGACGGAGUCGGCGCGACGGAAGGCGGAGGAACAUGAGCGGAAUGUGUUGUUUGAGAAGGCGUUGAAUGCGUGGGGGAAUGAGAUGGGUGGUGAGGGGGUGAAGAAGGCUGCGGGUGGUGGUGGUGGGGGAUGGCAGGGACGGGAUGUUCGGGGUGGUAGUGGUGGUGGGGUUGGACUCGGAGGUGGGAAUAAGCGGGAGUUCAGUGCGGAUGAAUUCGAUGAUGAUGGAUAUUGGGAGCAUGGGCUUGAUGGGGAUGUACAGGCGUUGGGAUCCAGAAUGGAUAUUGAUGAUGGGGUGGGAUCGUCGAGAUUGGGGGCUGGGACUGGGCCUGGAGCUGCGGCGAGACAUCCCAAGAGGGUCUUGGGGAAGAAGUCGUAAUGACCUGAAGCCAUCAUACCUAGAAGGAGCUGGGGUUUGUCAUAUCAUAUUAUAUCGAAUAGCCUCAUAGCAUUCCUUUUGAGAUGCUAUCUUGUUUACGAAUAUCAGAAACGGCUCGUCUCAUGGAC